UCUGCGAUAACACGCAGUUCGAAAAUUUCAUAAAAAAAAAGAAUCAGAAAGUGAAUAAUAUAAUAUUACUGCUCGCGCGUGUACUACUGUGCUUUUACAGAAAACUAAAAAAAAACCCAAGCCUCAAAAAAUAACGACAGUUGCAUAAAUUGCAAAUUGUUUAAAAUACAUUUUGAGUAUCUUCACUGCGUUGUGCAAUUUUUGUGGAUUCUCCACAACCAUUUAAGGAGCUAUUUCUCAGCGAAUUGCCUUUUGAUAGCGAACAAAAAGGAAACUAACCAACAACUGGACAACUCAAACUAGUAAGCGUUCGCUAAGCAGCAGCAUUCACCAUGUCCGCCAGCACAUCAGCCUGUGAUUGUUUGGUAGGCGUACCCACCGGCCCCACCCUCGCCUCCACCUGUGGUGGUAGCGCGUUUAUGCUAUUCAUGGGCCUGCUUGAAGUAUUCAUACGUUCCCAAUGCGAUCUGGAAGAUCCCUGCGGACGUGCCAGCUCACGUUUUCGCUCGGAGCCGGACUACGAAUACGAUUUCAUUGUAGUUGGUGGCGGAUCAGCGGGCGCUGUGGUCGCUUCACGAUUAUCAGAGGUACCGCAAUGGAAAGUACUGCUCAUUGAAGCCGGUGGCGAUGAGCCUGUUGGCGCGCAGAUACCAUCCAUGUUUUUAAACUUUAUUGGCAGUGAUAUCGACUAUCGUUACAAUACUGAGCCAGAGCCCAUGGCCUGUCUAUCCUCGAUGGAGCAGCGAUGCUAUUGGCCCCGCGGUAAAGUGCUUGGUGGCACAUCGGUGAUGAAUGGCAUGAUGUACAUACGCGGCAAUCGCGAAGAUUACGAUAAUUGGGCAGCUAAUGGAAAUCCAGGAUGGUCGUACAACGACGUGCUGCCGUUCUUCAAGAAAUCGGAGGAUAAUCUGGAGCUGGACGCUGUGGGCUCAGAAUAUCAUGCCAAGGGUGGACUGAUGCCAGUGGGAAAAUUCCCUUAUAAUCCACCUUUAUCAUAUGCCAUACUGAAGGCUGGUGAGGAGCUGGGCUAUUCGGUGCAGGAUCUCAAUGGACAGAACUCCACGGGCUUUAUGAUCGCUCAAAUGACGGCAAGGAAUGGAAUUCGCUACAGCUCGGCACGAGCCUUCCUGCGUCCAGCGCGCAUGCGCAAUAAUUUGCAUAUACUUCUAAACACGACAGUGACCAAGGUGCUAAUACAUCCCCAUACGAAGAACGUGCUGGGCGUGGAGGUAAGCGACCAGUUUGGUAGCACACGCAAGAUAAUGGUCAAGAAAGAGGUGGUGCUGAGUGCAGGUGCCGUCAAUUCGCCACAGUUGCUGCUGCUCAGCGGAGUGGGUCCCAAGGAGGAGCUGAAGCAAGUGAAUGUGCGCUCCGUGCAUCAUUUGCCCGGCGUGGGCAAGAAUCUACACAACCAUGUGGCCUUCUUUACCAACUUCUUCAUAGACGAUGCGGACACAGCUCCGCUUAAUUGGGCCACCGCUAUGGAGUAUUUGCUGUUCCGUGAUGGUCUCAUGUCUGGCACUGGAAUCUCGGAUGUCACAGCCAAGAUAUCAUCACGCUGGGCACAGCGACCAGAUCUGCCUGAUUUGCAGCUCUACUUUGGCGGCUACUUGGCCAGCUGUGCACGCACUGGACAAGUCGGCGAGCUCUUGUCGAACAAUUCUCGCUCAAUACAAAUCUUUCCCGCUGUGCUUAAUCCCAGAUCACGGGGCUCCAUUACGCUGCGUUCAGCCGAUCCGCUUGAUCCGCCACGCAUAUUCGCCAACUAUCUAACGGAUGAGCACGAUGUCAAGACUUUGGUAGAUGGUAUUAAAUUUGCCAUUCGACUAUCGCAGACCUCACCGCUAAAGCAGUAUGGCAUGCGCCUGGACAAGACCGUGGUCAAGGGCUGUGAGUCGCAUACGUUUGGCAGCGAUACCUACUGGGAGUGUGCCGUGCGCCAGAAUACCGGACCGGAAAAUCAUCAGGCUGGCUCAUGUAAAAUGGGUCCGCUGCAGGAUCCCAUGGCGGUGGUUAAUCACGAACUGCGAGUCCAUGGCCUGCGGGGAUUGCGUGUUAUGGACACAAGCAUUAUGCCCAGGGUAACGUCAGGCAACACACAUGCGCCAGCUGUCAUGAUUGCGGAGAAAGGCGCGUAUCUGUUGAAGCGUGCCUGGGGCGCCAAGGUCUGACGUGUGGAUGCAACGUGGACGCUGCAUAGAGUAAUUUAAAAUUUAACAAAAACAAAAAAGAAAGAUAAGAAAAAACUACCAAGCAAGUAAAAUUGGGUAAACUAUCUUUACUAUUUUCUAUUUAAAACCUGUAUUAUAAUUUUCACUCUAAGCACUGACCUCGUUGCGCGAUCUGUUCUACUCCCUCGAGACUCAUUAAUUCAACUUGUAUUCUAUUUAAGCCAAUAUUUUUGUAAACGCUUUUUUACACAACAGCCCACAAAGCAAUAACAACUUAAUUUGCUUAGAUUUCGAUUAAUGGUCAUUUAAAUAUCUCUUAUUU
Molecule: messenger RNA, 2493 nt
Organism: Drosophila busckii
Lineage: Eukaryota; Metazoa; Arthropoda; Insecta; Diptera; Drosophilidae
Gene: Gld
Product: glucose dehydrogenase [FAD, quinone]
Exons: 4
Molecular function (GO): flavin adenine dinucleotide binding; oxidoreductase activity, acting on CH-OH group of donors
Source: RefSeq, a predicted model, not a curated record